Panicum hallii is the source of this 1900-nucleotide messenger RNA. RefSeq lists its product as uncharacterized. The record is from RefSeq and is a predicted model, not a curated record. The transcript is spliced from 4 exons. Gene Ontology annotation, molecular function: protein binding. Bases 207 to 1640 code for a protein of 477 amino acids. Lineage: Eukaryota; Viridiplantae; Streptophyta; Magnoliopsida; Poales; Poaceae.
CUAGAACCCGUUUCUCUGUAGCAGUGGUCUGUCUACGCUCCGAUCCUUCUUCCCUCAUCGUCGAGGCGUCGAGGCGGUAGCUAUAGUAUAUAGCUGCGCCGCGUCGUCUUGUCUCAUGUGACUGACCGAGCGAGGUGGACGUACGCGUGCGUGAUUCCGCCGGGUAGGUUGCUUCCGCGCUUGGAUUGGAGAAAGGUCGAUCGGCGAUGGGGAAGGCGGGGCGGUGGCUCAAGAGCAUCCUGGCGGGGAGGAAGGACGGCGGCGGCAAGAAGGCGCCGCCGCAGCAGCAGGACGGCGACGCCACGCCGCUGCCGGCGGCCAGCAGCCCCCGGGAGAAGAAGCGAUGGAGUUUCCGCCGGCCCGCGACGGAGCAGCAGCAGCAGCAGGGGAAGAAGCCCGCCGCUGCGCUGUCCCCGCUGUGGUCCAUGGACCCGGCGGCGGCGGGGAUCGCCGGCGUGUCGGUGUCGGGGCGCGAGCCUGACGGGCUCGACCAGAGCAACCACGCCGUCGUGUUGGCCGUGGCCGCGGCGGGGGCCGCCGACGCCGCGGUGAUGGCUGCCGCGGAGGCGGCCGCCGAGGUGGCGCGUCUGGCGGCGGAGGAGGAGAGCGACGUGUCGGCGAUCUGCGCCGUCGAGGAGGCCGCCGCCGCCAGGAUCCAGGCCACAUUCAGAGGCUAUCUAGCGAGGAAGGCGCUGUGCGCGCUGCGCGGGCUGGUGAAGCUGCAGGCGCUGAUCCGUGGCCAGCUUGUACGGCGGCAGGCCACCGCCACGCUCCGCCGCAUGCAGGCCCUCGUCGACGCGCAGUCCCGCCUGCGGGCGCAGCGCGCGCGCAUGGUCGACGCGGACCAUGUCGCCGCCGCCGCCUACCAGCGCCGGUCGCCGCAGCACCCCAGGCGCCGCAGCUCCUACGAGAUGGACCGGUCCGGCGAGGAGCACGUGAAGAUCGUGGAGGUGGACGUCGGCGACCCGGCGUGGCGCGGGCGGAGCAGCUGCUCCGCGGCGGCGACAGAAUCCAGGGAGCGGCGCUUCGCCGAGUACUACUGCUACGGCGGCGGUGGCGGGGGCGGCGGGCAGUGCUCGCCCGCGCCGUCGUCCGCGGCGUUCGGCGCGGAGCUGAGCCCGCAGCACGCGUACAGCGGCCACUUCGACGACGCGUUCGCGUUCGCCGACCACGCGGCGGCGGCGGGGAGCAGCCCGUACGUGUCUCCGUACGACGCGUGUGACGGGUACGGCGCGGUCCCGAGCUACAUGGCGAACACGGAGUCGUCCCGCGCCAAGGCCCGGUCCCAGAGCGCGCCGCGGCAGCGCACCGACGGCGCGGCGGGGGCGGCGGCGCUGGAGCGGCAGCCGAGCCGGCGCCGCGGCGCGCCCAGGAAGACGAUGCAGCGGUCGUCGUCGCACAUCGGCGUGCCGGCGGCGGUCGGCGCGUGCGGGUACGGCUACGGCUACGGCUACGGCUAUGGUUACCACCACCAGCAGCAGCAGCAGCAGCAGAACCCCUGGGCGGGCGUGAGGCUGGACCGGUCGAGCGCGUCGCUGGUGGGCAGCGAGUGCGGGUCCACGAGCUCCGUGCUCACCGCCGCCACCGUCGGCUACUGCCGCUCGCUCGUCGGAUUCGAGGUGCAGAGGGGGCGCUACUGAAGCUGAUCGAGCAGCUUGCUGCGGGGGAUGGCGACUCAACAAUGCGGCAGUACACAAUGUAAUGUAUCAAGAGGAGUUGUUGUUGUGGUGUUUCAAGGCACCCUGCAAAAUGUUGAAGAAACUAAAAUCCAUCUGUUUCCGGUGUCUGCUGAUGGCUUGCAUGGGAUUCUUACCUCUAGGCCUCUAGCUGCAAGUUUUUUUUUUAUCUAGCUUGCAAGCCAUGUGUAAAAUCGUAAACGUGAACAGCUAGCCUUCCAGAA